AUGUCUGCCUCCUCUCUGCCUGAAGGCUGGGCUCUGUCCCAGUCGCUAGCCCUACUGGCGAUGCUGCUCAUGGAUCUGUUGGCUGUGGUGGGUAACGUGGCUGUCAUGGCGGUCAUUGCCAAGGCCCCGCAGCUCCACAAGUUUGCCUUUGUCUUCCACCUGUGCGUGGUGGACCUUCUGGCAGCCCUGGUGCUGAUGCCCCUUGGCAUGCUCUCGAGCCGCGCCUUCUUCGGGGAGGCCCUGUGCAGGAGCUACCUCUUUCUCAGUGUGUGCCUAGUCAGUGCUGCCAUCCUCUCUAUCUCUGUCAUCAAUGUGGAGCGUUAUUACUACAUCAUACAUCCGAUGCGUUAUGAAGUGAAGAUGACCAUUGGCCUGGUAGCUUCAGUGCUUGUAGGGAUAUGGGUAAAAGCUCUGGCCAUGUCUGCUCUGCCACUGCUCGCUUGGUUCCUGCAGGGUGGAAAAACUCCUCUUUUGGAGAGUAGCGGGGUUGAGGGAGGGGGUGGCGGUGCUGUGCCACCUCCCCCGGCUCAGGGUCACAGGCGCUGCUCACUGCACUGGACAGGGGGAGGGUCAAACCGUUUGGCCUUCAUGGUUCUCUUCACUCUGGUGUAUUUUCUGUGCCCACUGCUGGUGAUUCUCGUUGUCUACUGCAACAUGUUUAAAGUGGCCCGGGUGGCUGCCAUGCACCACGGCCCACUGCCCACGUGGAUGGACACACCUCGCCGCCAGCGGUCAGAGUCACUCAGCAGCCGUUCUACAAUGGUUACCAGCUCCGGGACAGGUACUGGAACUGGCAGAGGAACUCCACAACGCCCCUUUGGAGGAGGGAAGGCUGCAGCGGUGUUGGCGGCAGUAGGUGGGCAAUUCCUUUGUUGCUGGCUGCCCUACUUUACUUUCCACCUGUAUUCAGCGCUGGCUGCCAGCCCUCCAGCCACACUGGCCUCUCUGGAGGAAGUGGUCACCUGGAUUGGCUACUUCUGCUUCACCUCCAAUCCCUUCUUCUAUGGCUGUCUGAACAGACAGAUCCGAGAGGAGCUGGGCAAGCAUCUGCCUUGCCUGUUUCGUCGAGCGGGAAUCGAGGUGGAGGACAGACUGCCCAGCCGCGAAGGAUCCAUAGAGGAGAAUUUCCUUCAGUUUCUUCAGGGCACCGGCUGCAACUUGGAUCCUCAAAACUCUCACAGCACUUCCAGUCCUAAGGCCGAGCCGGCACAUGCCAUACCCAUUGAUUUCCGUAUCCCAGGACAAAUUGCAGAGGAGACUUCAGAGUUUAUUGAGAUUGAACAGGCGAAAAACAACCAUAUAUAUACAGACAGCUGACUUUUCAAUGUCUCUAUAUUUUGAAAAUACGUUUAAAGAAACACAGUCUUUCAGGAAAACACGUUUCUCUAUUUUUUCUUGAAAGCUGUCCACCAGGUAGCUAAAUUCAUUUUAAAGACUUGUAAUUGUAUCUUUGGAUCACUG
Molecule: messenger RNA, 1461 nt
Organism: Oreochromis aureus
Lineage: Eukaryota; Metazoa; Chordata; Actinopteri; Cichliformes; Cichlidae
Product: G-protein coupled receptor 61-like
Exons: 2
Coding region: 1-1317 (438 amino acids)
Biological process (GO): G protein-coupled receptor signaling pathway
Cellular component (GO): endosome; signaling receptor complex; plasma membrane
Molecular function (GO): G protein-coupled receptor activity
Source: RefSeq, a predicted model, not a curated record